Messenger RNA from Diuraphis noxia (Russian wheat aphid), 1451 nucleotides. It is a transcript of the gene jdp, whose product is annotated as DnaJ domain-containing protein. Gene Ontology annotation, cellular component: cytoplasm. The record is from RefSeq and is a predicted model, not a curated record. Lineage: Eukaryota; Metazoa; Arthropoda; Insecta; Hemiptera; Aphididae.
UCACGCGCACGAUUGCGGUAGGGCGUGCAGCGCACAGUAGCUACGAUAACGACGGCGACAGCAACAGCGGCCGCGCUCCACCGGUAGCGGCUGCGACGACGACUACGGAUUUGUUUUGCCUAGUUUUAUUCUCAACCGUCCUUCGACGGUUAAUACCAUCGUAACGAUCAACGAGCGCGGACUCGCCGCAACACGCUUAUCUAAAAUAAUCAUAAUUAUUAACAUAUUAUUAUUCUAACACACACGUCGAUUGUCCGUCCCCCCGCGAUGACCAGCGUUUCGGAAAUACUGUCGUACGACAAGUCGUCGGCCCAAGACGACUACUACCAAAUGUUGGGAUGCGACCAGACGUCUACGGCGGAACAAAUAAGCGCAGAAUUCAAAGUAAGAGCCCUUAAGUAUCAUCCGGAUAAAAACUCCGGCGACAAGAAGGCAGAAGAAACGUUCCAGAAACUUAAUGAGGCUAAAGAAACGCUGUGCGAUCCGGAAAAACGGGCAACCUACGACAAAUGGAAGAACAGUGGCGUGGCUGUUAGCUAUAAAACGUGGCUGAGCAACAAAGAACAUUUCCAACAAUCUAUGCACUGGGCACAAAUGAACACUAAAGAUAGAAUGCUACCGGAAGGUGAUGAAGGGGCUUCGUCUUCAAAGGCGUCCAGGAGAGCAUCUGAAGGUGGAGUGAACUUGGGAGCCAACAAAGUAAAAUGGGACGCAAAAUCUAAUGCAGACAUUAUCAACAAGUUUCGCAAUUACGAAAUAUAAGUCCCAUAGUAAUAAUUUCGUCUAUAAAAAAACAAAAAAAACAUUCCUUCAUCGAAUAAAUUAUAGGUACUUUCAACAUGAUAUAAUAUAAAUUCUUAUAAUUUGUAUUUGUACACUAUAUACAUACCUAUUAUACUAAACUUUAUAAAACUCAUCUUUACCCUCAGGCCUGAGAAGCUAAACACGGUAAAUAACAUAAGAAUAACUGCACCUUUAAAAUAAAAAUAUUACUAUUAUUAUUCGAUUACGCUUACUUCUGAAAGGGUAUAAAAUGAAACUUUUUGGGGUAAAUUAGAGGGAAUUUUCUUCUCAGACCUUUGAAUUAAUCUAAUCUUCAAGAAUUUCUCUUCUAGUUAUUUCUAAACAUAACACUAUUCAACUAUUGUCUAGUCAUUAAACAGUAAAUGAUACUUAACGUUCACAAUUAAUUGAAUGCGAUGUUGAGUCGAGUAGAUUAUGUUACUGAAACCAAAUAAUUAAUAAUUAAUGUAGUUUGAUAUCAGUCUCGYCAAACAAAGAUUAAUUGUAACAUUGUUCAAUUCUAUAUGUUUCAAAGAUGUAAUAUUAAUAAUAGGUAUAAUAAUAUGAUGAUAUGUGUUAUUCUGUUAUUAUAAAAUUAGUGCAUUUCUAAAACAAUUAGCUAAGACACAGCAUAGUAUUGAUAGUAUAUCGUGUUAUAGUUUAUUGUA